AGAUUAGUCCAAAAAUGAGCCCUAAAUCACCAUGCUAAGUUCUAAUGGGAAAACUUUGAAUACAGUGUUGUUCUUUAAGGGGUGGUUGAUUGCGAUUUCACUUUUUUAACAUUAGUUAGUGUGUAAUGUUGCUGUUUGAGCAUAAACAGUAUCUGCAAAGUUGCGGCACUGAAAAUUCAAUGCAAACGGAGAUAUUUUCUUUUAAAAUUUCGCCAGUUUAAUGCCAACAAAAACAGCUCGUAGGGACUACAAAGAGUUACUUCCCGGGUUUGUAACAUCACAAACCCCGCCCCCGGGAACAUGCAACAAAGGAGGCGAGGCAAGAAAACUAGGGGUGACGUAAAAAUCUAUGCAUAUAUGAAUCGUGAUUCUGUCUUCUAAUGGAUUCACAAGUUUCAAAAUCAAUGUUCUAAAGCAGCGGUUCUUAUCCUGUUCCUCGCGUCGCCCUGCUCUACAUCUCUCUUUCAGAUCAUCAGCUCAGCCCCAACAAUGAACUGUUCUUAUUUUCACACAGCUAUGAGAAGCGUUAUACAUGGACGCAUGUGCGGUUGCAGUACUGUAUUAAAAGCUUUAAUCAGGAUAAAACCGUAUAUAAAAAGCAUGAGACAACAACAAACAAACAUAAACAUUAAAGGUGGGGUAUGUAAUUUUUCAAAAACGCUUCAGAAAACUGAGUCGGGACCGAGUACCAAAACAAACUUGUAGCCAAUCAGCAGUAAGGGGCGUGUCUACUCAUGAUGUGGAGGAGAGAGCGCGCAGUGCACAUGACUGACAUUAGCCGAGCUAAGCAACAGAAAGAUAGAGAUGGCGAUAAAAAAAUAAUAAAAAAUAAAAAAAAAAAAGAGGAGGAGGAAAACGUCUGCGGAACGAUAAGGCAAGAAGUAGGACCCGUAUAAAUAUCGGAUCAGCUUUCCAGCGCUGGAGAGAACUCAAGGCCCGCGAUCGGACGCCGAGGUUGCUUUGUUUCUUCUUGAUAGGUGGUGUGCACUGACACGGAUCAAUCACCCUCCUCCACUGUUAGUUUGCAAGUGUAGUGCAUCUGUCUGUCCAUAUAGCAUCUUGGUUAAUCGGUGCUCUUGUGAUACAGUAAAAGUGUCACAGCUUCAAAAUCAAAGAAACAAAAAAUCAGUUUGAAAAUCUGUUGACCUGACUGAUAAAAAGCUAUCAUCUAACCAGCCUACACAUCUCAAUGGCUCCCAAGAAGAAGUCACCACGCCCUAAGAAGUCCAUUCCUGAACCAUCAACAGUUGAGAGUGGAGUGGUUGUCCCAGAGCCCGGAGUUAAGAAGCUGGAGCUUCCUUUUAAUAUUGAGCAGCUGAACCGGCUCAAUGGAGUGCCCCUGCCACCCCCUGUGAUUCGACCUGGGGAGAGAGGUUUUGGCCUGGGCAGUGAGCUCACCCGCCCCAUGCAUGGAUCCGCUCUGCUGGAGGAGCUGAGCCGGAUGAGACAGGAACGAUUCCUCACUGAUAUGGAAAUGGCCUGCAAAACCAAGGCAUUUGAUGUCCAUAAGCUAGUAAUUUCCUCAGUCAGCCAGUAUCUUCGUGAAGUUCUGGCCAAGGACCCUGGACUUAAACGACUGGAACUCCCUACCCUCUCACCUCUCGGACUUGCCAAUGUGAUUACAUUUGCUUACCUGGGCCGUGUGCACAUGUCCCUGUACACCAUUGGCUGCACUGUGUCUGCAGCCAGCACCCUGCAAAUACCUCAUCUUCUCCAGAUGUGCAUGGACUUCCUGAUGGCCGAACUGAAUGUGCACACUUGUGUGUAUGUGUGGAACAUCGGCGCUGCAUAUGGCCUGAUGCCUGUUCGAGAGGCCGCCCGGCGCUACAUUCUGGAGAAUUUUACCCAGUUUUCUGAGACAAGCCAAUUCAACCAACUCACCCUGGAGCAGAUCACAUCUUUCCUGCAAGAUGACAACCUAUCUCUUCCUUCAGAGGUCACCACCUUUCAGAUUGCAAUGAAGUGGAUAGACUUUGACCCAAAGAGGCAGGAACAUGCUACAGAACUGCUGUCUCACGUGCGCUUUGAGACCAUCUCUGCGAGCGAGCUGGUUAGUGAGAUCCAGCCAGUGGCACGCAUGAUGCUAGAUCCUCAGUGUCACCGUCUUCUGGUGGAUGCCAUGAACUACCAUUUGCUGCCCUACCAGCAGAAUACACUGCAGUCACGGCGCACAAAGGUCCGCGGAAGCCAAAAUGCUCUUCUAACCAUUGGGGGUCGUCCUUCACUAACUGAGCGUGCCCUAAGUCGAGAGGUGCUUUGGAGAGAUCCACGAGAGGGAACGGCUACAUGGCGUCAUCUUACUCAGCUGCCAGCCAAGAGUUUCAACCAGUGUGUGGCUGUGAUGGAUGGAUUCCUGUAUGUGGCAGGAGGAGAAGAUCAGAAUGAUGCCCGAAACCAGGCUAAACAUGCUGUUGGCACCCUUAGCAGAUAUGAUCCUCGCUUCAACACUUGGCUACAUCUUACCAGCAUGCGCCAACGACGUACACAUUUCAGUUUGGUGGCCACUGGUGGGCGGCUGUAUGCCAUUGGUGGCCGCAACACUGAUGGCCUCUUGGCCACCAUUGAGAGCUACCAGCCCUCUACCAACACUUGGCAGCUCCGUACGCCAAUGGAUGUGCCACGAUGCUGCCAUGCCAGUGCCAUCCUUCCAUCGGGAGACAUCUUGGUGACUGGUGGGUAUGUUAACUGUGCUUACUCUCGCUCUGUCAUUCGUUAUAGCAUUGACAGCGACACUUGGAGCGAGCAGGGAGAAUUGGAAACACCUCGUGGCUGGCACUGCUCUGCAACAGUAGGUGGCAAGGUGUACGUGGUAGGAGGUAGCCAGCUUGGUCCCGGUGGAGUCCGCAUUGAUGUGAUGACCAUGGAGGUCUUCAACCCUGAGAGCGAGGAGUGGACCAGAGGUGCUACCCUGCCCCUGGGAGUGAGCACAGCUGGUAUGUCUCCACUGGGAAAUCACCUGUACCUGCUAGGUGGAUGGAAUGAAGCAGAGAAACGCUACAAGUCAGCAGUCCAACGCUAUGAUCCAAGCACCGAGAGCUGGUCAACAGCGGAAGACCUGCCAGAACCCAUAGUGGGAGUGUCUUGUUGUGCCCUUCCCUUGCCCCCACGCCACACGUCCCGCAGACACCGGAACACACCUUCCCUUGAAGAUCCUAGCAGCGUGACGCAGCAUAACACUGCAUGAAAAACUGGGGAAAGACAGAGCAAGAAAGAGACAGGAUGAAAGGAGAGAUUGUUGAAGUGUAGAAAAAAGACAGCAAGAGAGAGAGAGACGUAUAGGUGAAAUGGAAAUUUAGAGUAGAAUGUAAAGAAUAACAACAUGAAGGGAAAAGCACAGAAGUCUUGUUCUUAAAACUCCAGAUGCUUUAGGUAAACAGCGAGUUCAAAGAAAAGGUACUACCUAGGACCCACUUAUAAAGAAUGUGAAAGGUACAUUUCACAAGAGCCUCUGCAGUGCAAGGAAUUUAGUGAGGUAUGUGCUUAUGGGUUUCUGUGAAUGAGUUUUAGAAAUUGAGCCAUACAGUUCCAUUGAAAAUACCAUAGUGGGAUUAUAACCAUUUUACUUCAGUAGUACUGAAUUAAGUCGUAUCUGUUUAUUUAUUUCUCACAUAAUUUUUUUUCUUAAUAAUCAAACCCAAUAACUGCAAAAGUUGUUCACGGGUACAUGCAAAGAGGUACAAUGCAAAAGCCAAUACCCCCCUCAAACAUAAAAUUUAAGCACAAAACCAUUGAUACUGCCCUCCAAAGAAUGUGCAUAAUACCACACAUAUUAACCAACAUGAUUCAUAGACUGGUUAUGAUUUUUUUAAACAUGCUUACCAUAUUCAUAUUUACUGUUUUAACCCAUUUAUGUAUUUAAGUUAUAUUUAAGUGUCUUUACUUACCUGUGUAGAGGUCAAAACAACUACCUAUAAUAGUUUUAUCAUAUACCAUCUAAAAGAACCAGUAAAGAUACGAAACAGAAAUGUUAACAAUUGAAUGCAUAACAUGGAAUAUGUAGCAGAUUAAAGAGCCUGGAGUGUAUCUGGUUCAAAAUCUGAGAUUUCACUGAAUAAAACUUAAGAAAAACUUGUCUCUUCU
Messenger RNA from Onychostoma macrolepis, 4080 nucleotides. It is a transcript of the gene klhl43, whose product is annotated as kelch-like family member 43. Lineage: Eukaryota; Metazoa; Chordata; Actinopteri; Cypriniformes; Cyprinidae. The record is from RefSeq and is a predicted model, not a curated record. Gene Ontology annotation, molecular function: protein binding. Gene Ontology annotation, cellular component: cytoplasm; nucleus. The transcript is spliced from 6 exons. The coding region runs from base 1190 to 3184 and encodes 664 amino acids.